AUGUGUCGGUAUAUUGUGUGCGCUCUGCUUCUCGCAGCAGCAUGCAUGCCGGAUGUUGGAGCAGGUAAUAGGCUGACCCCAAGGGCCCGCCAGGUCCUACAGGCGAGCGAUGGCACCACCUCGGCUGCCUACUUGGCCAGCAGCAAGGCUAGCGACGCAGCGCAGCCCCCAGACAGCAAUCUGGGCCGGCGGCUGCAGCAGGGAACGCCUGCCAACACAGGGACGCCCUCUGACGCCUACGGGACGACCACUGGCAAGCAGGGGAAGAGCGGCGGUGCACCUUUCUCUGCCACAGCGCCCGCCCCUUCUAUGACCAUGGCCUACCAGACCAACCAGGGCAAGCAGGGACAGGGCAUACUUGGAACCGCUGAAUCUGGCCUGUCUGCCGGCGACAGAGGCUCCCAGACAAUCGGUUCCACGGGCAACGACGGCGUUUCCGGCACCGGAGCUUCCGGCAGCGGCGCAUCGGCCGAUCAGAGCUGCGCAAACGGCGCGAGCAUUGCACCCGCCCCGGCCUCUUGA
Molecule: messenger RNA, 522 nt
Organism: Coccomyxa subellipsoidea C-169
Lineage: Eukaryota; Viridiplantae; Chlorophyta; Trebouxiophyceae; Coccomyxaceae
Exons: 4
Coding region: 1-522 (173 amino acids)
Source: RefSeq, a predicted model, not a curated record